AUGUCCGAUGAUUAUGACCAUCAGCAUGAUGCAACCCAGACAUCCCGUGCUCGGCCCGCAAUCUGCCGACCCCCGCCGCUCACCGGGUCCUCCCACGCCCCCGACCUUUCUGCCGCCACCAUGCCCGACGCCCCCGCCACCCACACUCUCCCUCCCACUUCCGACGCCGUCGUCGACAGCCUCUGCGACCUCGUUUCCUCCUCCUACCUCAACCACGACCCUACCGUUGUCCACAUCCACGCCGGCGCCCUGUUUGCCCGUCUCAAAGCCCUCAACCGCGCUGCCAAUACUGUCACCCGCGCACACAAGCAAACUACUGCAGAUGCCCGCCAUGACAUGGAUCAGACCCACCUUUGGCUACAAAACCUGCUGUACGAGAAGCGUCAUCUAGAGCGGGAGAUUGACAAGUGUCGCCAGUUCGCCUCGGUGUACCAGGACAUCCCGCUCUACUCUGUAGAGGAAUUUACUCAGCUUGCUCCAGAGGAGGCACGAACCCCGGAUGUUUUGGCGGACGAACACCAACUGAUGCUGAAUCGUCUUAGCUUUGAACUCGCCGAAAGGCAAAGGUUAGAGCAGAGGCAUAAGGAGCUCAUGAAAGAGAAGGAAGAUCUACUCAAGGAGAGCAAGACCAAGUUCACCACUAUGGACAAUGUCAAGGCUCAGAUUGACUCUUUAAUCAAGACUGCGACCGAAGUUCAGAAGAAAGUCAGUGACUUGGUACAGCCAAUACAGCCUGUUGAGGCAACACCAGCACCAAGCUGA
Molecule: messenger RNA, 762 nt
Organism: Fibroporia radiculosa
Lineage: Eukaryota; Fungi; Basidiomycota; Agaricomycetes; Polyporales; Fibroporiaceae
Exons: 4
Coding region: 1-762 (253 amino acids)
Biological process (GO): positive regulation of DNA-templated transcription, elongation; mRNA export from nucleus
Cellular component (GO): THO complex part of transcription export complex
Molecular function (GO): mRNA binding
Source: RefSeq, a predicted model, not a curated record